AUACAGUCUCGGGGUUGGCAGUGAAGUGAUUGUUCCUGAUGUGAUAAAAUCCUCAGUUGUGAAAUACCAGCCACAUUAACACAUCCUCUUAUUAAACAGUUUACUGAGAGAGAAAGAACUAAAAUGGCAGGCUCUUUCUCUGAUGUUCAAAAUCCUUUUGACUGUUCGAUCUGUCUGGAACUGUUUAAGGAUCCAGUGACUACAUCUUGUGGGCACAGUUUCUGUAUGAACUGUAUUAAGGGGUUCUGGGAUCAGGAAUCUCUUAAACCAGUUUUCAGCUGCCCAACAUGCAGAAACAAAUUCAGGCCAAGGCCAAAUCUUGGCAGGAACAUUGUUCUUGCUGGCAUUGUAGAAGAAAUGAAGCAGGACGUUCCAGCUGGACCUGGAGAUGUGGAGUGUGACGUUUGUAAAGGACGAAAACUCAAAGCCGUCAAGUCUUGUCUGGUGUGUUUGGCGUCCUUCUGUCAAACUCACCUUCAGCCUCAUUGUUACUCUGAAGCUUUGAAAAAGCACAAGCUGGUGAACGCUUCAGCAAAUCUACAACAGCAGAUCUGCCCUCAACAUCAUAAAGCUCUGGAGAUUUACUGCUAUUAUGACAAGAAAUGUAUAUGUGUGCUCUGUAUGGGUCAGCACAGAGGACAUAAGACUGUCUCAGCCGCAAAUGAAAUACCAGAAAAAAAGGAGGAACUGAAAAUAAAACAGAAGGAAUUAGUUCAGCAAAUCAAUGAUAUUAACAAGAAUCUUCAAGCAUUUAGGAAGGCUGCAGAUUUGCAUAAGAGCUCUGCACAGGCAGCAGUGGAGCACAGUGACAGGAUCUUCACUGAACUCAUCAGAUCGCUCACGAAAAAACAAACUGAAGUGAGAGCUGUGAUCAGAGCUCAGGAGAAAAGGGAGACUCAACAGAUUAAUGAUUACAUACAAAAACGGGAACAGGAGAUGAGCAAUCUUCAGAAGCGGAGUGAUAAACUGGGGCAGAUUUUGCAAACAGAAGAUUAUAUUAAUUUCUUCCAGAAUUACUCCUCUCACUCUACCAAAAUACCAUAUACUUUACCGAAGAAUGUUUAUGAUCUCGUAACAUUUAAGAAAGUAGAUCAAUCUGUCUCAAAGCUGAAAAAAAAACUGGAUGAAAUCUGUGAGCAGCACGUGGGCAAAAUAUCAAAGAAAGUUGCAGAUGUCCACAUUAUCCAACCCACCACUAUCUUGCAGUCCAGUGAAUCCGAAGACUCUUCCAAAGAUUCCGAAGAUUCUGAAUUUUCUCAAGAUUCUGAUGCUUCUCAAGAUGAUUAGAAAUAAAUUCUGGAAAUUUAAUGGAUUUUCCUAGCAUCACAUGGAAAAGUCUAAAUUUCCAAUACUGUAUGCCAGGGGUCACCAAUCUCGGUCCUGGAGGGCCGGUGUCCCUGCAGGAUUUAGCUCCAACUCAAGACAUCUGCCUGGAUGUUUCAAGUAUAUUUAGUAAGACCUUGAUUAGCUUGUUCAGGUGUGUUUGAUUAGGGUUGGAGCUAAAAUCUGCAGGACACCGGCCCUCCAGGAACAAGUUUGUUGACCCCUGCUGUAUGCUGUAUCUGAAGGACGUCAAAGUCAAAUUCCCGCACUAGGUGGUGCUAUAACCAAAACAUUGUCAUAGCUUUGCAACCAUUUGAAGUUGAAGUGUAGGGGUAAGAUUGGGGAAAGAGGACAGAAUAUACAGUCUGUACAGUAUAAAAAUCAUUAUGUACAGUUGAAGUCAGAAUUAUUAGCCCCCUGUUUAUUUUUUCCCCAAUUUCUGUUUAAAGGAGAGAAGAUUUUUUCAACACAUUUCUAAACAUAAUAGUUUUAUAAACUCGUUUCAAAUAACUGACUUAUUUUAUCUUUGCCAUGAUGACAGUAAAUAAUAUUUGACUAGAUAUUUUUCAAGACACUUCUAAAGUGACAUUUAAAGGCUUAACUAGGUUAAUUAGGUUAACUAGGCAGGUUAGGGUAAUUAGGGAAGUCAUUGUUUAAUGAUGGUUUGUUCUGUAGUCUAUCUAAAUAAAUAUAGUUUAAAGGGGUUAAUAAUUUUGACCUUAAAAUAUUUUUUUAAAAAUUAAAAACUCCUUUUAUUCUAGCCGAGAUAAAACAAAUGAGACUUUCUCCAAAAGAAAAAAAACUAUACUGUGAAAAUUUCCUUGCUAAAUGUUUCCAUUGGUUUAUUAAACAAGUAUAUUCCAAGAAUAUAAGAAUGCUGGGUUGUGUUCUGGGAACAAUUCAUUAUACAGUCUAACUAAAAACUGUGUUACAGUAAAUACCUUUAUCUUUGAAAAAUUACAUUCAAUAGCAAAAUGUUCUCCUUACAGCUGAUCAAAUACUGUUUAAAUUAGGGUAUAAAUAUGUGCGGAUAUUAAGAAAUGAUCCAUGUUGUUUGUUGGUCAAUACAUUGAGCUGUUUUUAUCUCUCACUACAGAAAUUCAUGUCUUUACAAUCAGCACAAAAGAGCAUUUUAGGUAUUAUUAUCCAACAGGAUCAUAAAUAGGACAUACACUAAUAUUAAUUAUCAGUUAUCAUUUUAACUCUUCAUUUUGUCAAAUUUGGUCCUGUCUUUCAGCCUUUGAGCAUAUGAAAUUUGUGAAUCAGAGUGCGCUUUAUUCAGCAAGUCUGCACAAACACAAACAAUUAUUUUGUGUUUACAUGAGCUCAGGAUACAUACAUAUCAACACAAGGGGACAGAAGCACAUUUAAAUAAGUGGAAAAUAAAGCAAACAUUAAAAAUGUAUAAUAAAUCUUCUGUUAAUUUUGUAUUCUUUCCCAAAUAUUUCC
This is a messenger RNA of Danio aesculapii, 2772 nucleotides long. RefSeq names its product E3 ubiquitin/ISG15 ligase TRIM25-like. The transcript is spliced from 7 exons. Gene Ontology annotation, molecular function: zinc ion binding. NCBI's taxonomy places the organism in Eukaryota, Metazoa, Chordata, Actinopteri, Cypriniformes, Danionidae. Bases 124 to 1287 code for a protein of 387 amino acids. The record is from RefSeq and is a predicted model, not a curated record.